AUGUCAGACGCCAAUGCGCUGAUCCAGGACGACCCUGCACCCGACGCGAGCCCGCAGCCGUUCGGGCCUUUCCUCACUCCUUCCGGCGGUCUACGCGCCGAAUGCCUCGAAGCGGCGACACGAACGACCAUUCAGCCUCAUCUCGUCUACGACCCGGACGGCGGAGACCCGACCGCCCGUUCGUUCGCUCUUUGUAUCGCACCGCCGGCGACCCUCCCGCUCCCAACCCACGUCCUGCACCUCACCUUCUCCGCCUGCGGCGAGACACUCCUUCUCCCCAUCCACCAGACCAUCUGGGCCAUCAAGACCCGCCUCUUCGCGCGACCCGACUCUCCCCUCCCUCCGCCUCCUCCGCCUUGGCCGCCUCCCUCGCGCCGAAACCUCAUCUCCCUCCCUAUCGUCCGCUUCUCCGUCCCGUUCAAGACGGUCUGGUCGAUCCUGUACGAAUACGUCCACACGGGGUCGACAGCAGCCGUCUUGGCCGACCUCCUGGCGCACCAAGUCCCGCCCUCGCCUCUCUCGUCCGAACCGCCAGAAGUCCAGCAGUACCAGAUGGGCGCGCUCAUUGCGAAACUCGAGCGCAUACGCAGGUUGUGGCACGAUGCGGUCGCGCUCGGGGCGGAGAACGAGGAGCUGUGGGAGGCGCUGGCGAGGGCUUGGGGGGUCUUGUUGGCGGAACUGACGGAGAAGCUGGAGGAGCCUGUAUGA
This is a messenger RNA of Rhodotorula toruloides NP11, 708 nucleotides long. RefSeq lists its product as uncharacterized. The transcript has 2 exons. The record is from RefSeq and is a predicted model, not a curated record. Lineage: Eukaryota; Fungi; Basidiomycota; Microbotryomycetes; Sporidiobolales; Sporidiobolaceae. The coding region runs from base 1 to 708 and encodes 235 amino acids.